Molecule: messenger RNA, 972 nt
Organism: Nestor notabilis (Kea)
Lineage: Eukaryota; Metazoa; Chordata; Aves; Psittaciformes; Psittacidae
Gene: LMCD1
Product: LIM and cysteine-rich domains 1
Exons: 6
Coding region: 1-972 (323 amino acids)
Molecular function (GO): zinc ion binding
Source: RefSeq, a predicted model, not a curated record
AUGUCGGUGAGCCAGCCGCAGUCAGGAAGAGGUGUGCCUUGUUUACGUUGCAGAGGGAUGUGCACAGGCUUUGAGCCACAUUCUUGGAGGAAGAUCUGUAAAUCAUGCAAAUGCAGCCAGGAGGAUCACAGCCUGAGCUCGGAUGUGGAGGAUGAUCGGAAGAUUGGGCGCUUGCUGUCAGACUCCAAGUACGCCACGCUCACUGCCCGGGUGAAGGGAGGUGACGGCAUUCGCAUCUACAAAAGGAACCGCAUGAUCAUCACCAACCCCAUUGUCUCUCGGAAAGACCCCACCUUUGACACCAUCACAUAUGAGUGGGCUCCACCAGGGCUCACCCAGAAGCUGGCAAUGCAGUACAUGGAGCUGAUCCCGAAGGAGAUGCAGCCAGUGGCAGGAACGGAGGGGGCCUACUACCGCCGGCGGCAGCUGAUGAGACAACUCCCGCUGUACGACCAGGAUCCAUCCCAGUGCCGCGGCCUCGCCGAGGGAGAGCUGAAGCUGAUGGAAGACUUUGUGAAGAAGUACAAAGCUGAGGCGCUGGGCGUUGGGGAGGUGGCUCUGCCGGGCCAGGGCGGCGCUGGGAAGGAGGAAGGGAAGCAGCAGGACAAGAGCAUUGCAGCCAGCAAACCCCCCGAGUCCACCAAUGGGGCCCUGGAGAACGUGCCUGCAGAAGGGCACUAUCGCUGCGAGACCUGCAAGCAGGCAGUGCCCGAGGACUGCCCGGUGGUGUAUGCCGACAGGGCGGGCUACUCCCGGCAGUGGCACCCGGCGUGCGGCGAGAGCCUCCGGCCGCGCUGCGCCGGCUGCGAUGAGAUCAUCUUCUCAGAAGACUACCAGCAGGCAGAAGGGAUGGCCUGGCACAAGAAGCACUUUGCCUGCCUGGAGUGCGAGACACUGCUGAGUGGCAAACCCUUCACUCUGGACAACACCAGCCUCCUGUGCAUGACCUGCAGCAAAAGCAAACACCUCUGA